AUGGCAUUGAGCAUGGCGAAGUCAACUUCAUUGCCUGGCCUAUGGAAGAUGGGGACUGAAAAGCCAAGAGGUUCGACAGGAAACUUGAAGAAGGCCACCCUAGCAUUCUCUGUAGGGGGCAAUUUGGACUCCGCUUUGGAUAGGAAGAAAGGACCAGCGCCGACCAAACAGACUAGAGAGCUAGCAGGACUUCUGCAGACAGCAGGCUGGCGAAUGGUACACACUGAGCAGCCCUCGGAACCACCACCAGCUGAAGAGGAUGUGCUACCCUCAAACAUGCGCCAACCCAGGGAUGCCCCCGCCUGGCUCAAGCACGACAAGCAGGUCCUCCGGUUUUAUGGCUUCUUCCAAGAAACCGUGACCGAACGGCCAGACGAAAAUGCACGCUAUCGACAUGUUUCCAUCAUGUUCCACAUGGAGGAUGGGACCAUGAGCAUGAACGAACCGAAGGUGGAGAACUCCGGAAUUGCUCAAGGAUCUUUCUUGAAGCGGCAAAAGGUGUGGCGUGCAGACGGGCUUGCAUAUAUUGGCCCGGAUGACCUGCGUGUUGGGAGCGAGAUCACUAUCUUUGGCCGCACCAUCCACAUCAGUGGGUGUGAUAGGUUCACGAGAUGGAUUUUUGAGCAGAAUGGGAUAUCGCUACCGCCUGAAGAGCCAAUGGUGGAGGAUGAGUGGCACAAGACGUACAAGCUGAGGAAAAUCAUAGAAAAGGGUCAAAAGCCAUUGACCAAGGCACAAGUGGAAGCGAAGAACUUGGCCAAAUUUAUGAGCGGAGCUCCGCAUGUGGACAUGAAAUUCACGCAGUUCGCCCUGAACGAGCGGAAGGUGCUUCGUUUCAAAGCAUUCUGGGAUGAUCACACACCGUACGGUGCGCGCAUGUACUUCAUCAUCCACUACUUUUUAGCUGACAACACAGUGGAGAUCAACAUGGCUCAAUGCCGGAAUUCAGGCCGUGAUGCAUAUCCAAUGUUCAUGAAGCGGGGCCAGCUUUCCAAGACAACCCAAGUCCUAGCAGUGCCAGGCUUGUUGGCCGCAGAAGGACAGAUCUACUACCCGCAGGACUUCCGGGUGGGAGCAUCGAUCAACGUUUGGGGCCGCAAGCUUGUCAUCUAUGACUGUGACGAUGCGACACAAAAGUUCUACAAAGAGUAUUUGGACAUAGACCAGCGCAAGGGGUGCAUCGACGUGUCUGAGAAGCCAGUGACACACUUGAAGUUGACACCAGCUCCUCACAAUGGAGUGGGCCGAGAGGAGGAUUCCUUGAUCAAUUGCCAGAUGAUUCAGCCAAAGCCUCCAAAAGUUGACUUGGAGCGGCUCAUGUUGUACCACGGGGAAAUCCUAAGGUUUGAGUGCAAGAUGAUGAAUGGUGAGCCUGAAGAUGAACUUCGACGCUUGGUGAUUGCUUAUUACCUGGCAGAUGAUGAAGUGGCAGUUUUCGAGGUGCCGGUGCGAAACAGUGGCCACAUGGGUGGACGGUUUUCAGAGAAGCGCCGCAUGAAGAAUCCGGACACUGGAGAAUACUUCAAGAUCGGAGACUUGUUUGUCGGUCAGACAGUUACCAUCGCUUCCCAGCCACUGCGAAUCACACGAGCGGACGAGCAUUGCUUGCAGUAUCUGGAGGCCCAUCCGGACGAGUUCCCCUAUGCCAGUCCUGUGGCUUGUGCUCGGCGUUUGUUGCCAUUGGCUACAGAUCCCGAAGUGCAAGACGAGAGAGGAAUUGAACCAGAGCGCUUAAAGGAGCUGGCUGCGAAAGCAGGAGUUUCCCUCAUAGACCAUGAGUUGGUCACGCUGCUGCGACAUUUCGGAGUCCCCCCGGAGAGUGAGGACCAACAACCCAGAAUCAUUGGUCCACAUGCACUCCAAUGUGCUGGCUGA
Durusdinium trenchii is the source of this 1875-nucleotide messenger RNA. Lineage: Eukaryota; Dinophyceae; Suessiales; Symbiodiniaceae. The record is from the annotation of a GenBank genome assembly.